UUAAGCAAAUAUUUACGUUAAUGUGUUUUUAUGCAUUAUUGUGCAAGAAAUCUUUAUUUCAUUAAAAUCAAAAAUCGGAGAAUUAAUAAGAACUCACUUUAAGAUCAAGAAUGGUUCUACGAGCCUGCGCUUAUAAAGAUUGCGAAAACUACAUUCUAGAUGGUGCCCGAAGUGGCAAAUUUACAUUGUUUCAAUUCCCUAAAAAUCCGGAAAGAUUUCAGAGAUGGCUAGAGUUGGGUCAAGCUCCGACAAAUUUGCCAAAUUCCUCAUAUCAAUAUUGUUCUGACCAUUUCGAUAGUAUAUAUUUCUCGCAGAGUGGUCGCCGGAUUGCACUGGUGGGAUUAGCUGAACCAUUUCCUUACGUUAAGGCGACUCUCCCCGAUAUUAAUACAAUUAAUAUUACAAAUGAUCUUCAAUUUUAUGAGGAUAACGCUGGCGCACUCGUUGGUUACGAAUUAACAGAAGAUUGUCACGGUAACGAUCAGGAGCAAGAUAUAGUUGUCUCCACUGUACAAGAAGAUGAAGAUGAUGGCAUUAUGAAAGUAAACGAAACUAAAAGAGAUAAUAACUUUUCGGGUACUAAAAGAAAACUUUUAAAUGAAAGUAAUAUACGUGAACAUAAAAAAAAACUUUCGAAAACAUAUGCAGUUUCAGUGGAAGACUUUGUAGGAACAGCGGCUGAUAUUUCAGAUUCAGAUGAGCAUUUAGAAAACGAUAUUUCAAGCGAAAUAUCUGAAAUUGAUGCAGCCUCUUUGAUCGACAAUAAAGCCGCCGUGACUACAUUUAUUUAUAAAGGAGAAGAAUACGUUCAAAUGUCUAAAGAGUACUAUGUCAAGGAAAAAAUGGAAUUGCUAAAGCGGUUACAUAAAAUGAAAACUGCUAUUAGAUCGAUUAAAGGGAUAUUAAGAGCUACUGAAACUUAAUGUAGCCUAUACACGAAUUGUUUGCAUAUCUUUUUUUUAAAAAAAGAAAAGCAAAUUUUAUUUUUUAUAAACACAAACUAUAGUCAUCGCUUUGGUUUUAUUAAAAUGUAUACCUUCCGAAUUAAAGGCUAAUAAUAAACGCAUGAAAUCAUCCAAA
Messenger RNA from Glossina fuscipes, 1080 nucleotides. RefSeq lists its product as uncharacterized. The transcript has 2 exons. The record is from RefSeq and is a predicted model, not a curated record. The coding region runs from base 111 to 923 and encodes 270 amino acids. NCBI's taxonomy places the organism in Eukaryota, Metazoa, Arthropoda, Insecta, Diptera, Glossinidae.